CGUGCGCAGUGGCCGCCCGCGGGGCACACGGGUGUUGGCGGCGCCUGAAGAGGCCCCGGCCGAAAGGGCUCAUCACCAGGGUCAUGUCGGCCCAGGGCGACUGUGAGUUCCUGGUGCAGCGAGCCCGAGAGCUGGUGCCGCAGGACCUGUGGGCAGCUAAGGCGUGGCUUAUCACGGCCCGCAGCCUCUACCCCGCCGACUUCAACAUCCAGUAUGAAAUGUACACCAUCGAACGGAAUGCAGAGAGGACUUCCACAGCGGGGCGGUUGCUGUAUGACAUGUUUGUGAAUUUCCCAGACCAGCCCGUGGUAUGGAGAGAAAUCAGUAUCAUAACAUCAGCACUGAGGAACGAUUCGCAGGAUAAGCAAACCCAGUUUUUAAGGAGCUUAUUUGAAACUCUCCCGGGCCGGGUCCAGUGUGAAAUGCUACUGAAGGUGACGGAACAAUGCUUCAACACGUUGGAACGAUCAGAGAUGUUGCUGUUGCUUCUGAGACGCUUCCCUGAGACAGUGGUUCAACAUGGGGUUGGCCUUGGGGAAGCGCUGCUAGAAGCUGAAACCAUUGAAGAGCAGGAGUCUCCUGUAAACUGCUUCCGAAAACUAUUUGUUUGCGAUGUCCUUCCUCUAAUAAUUAACAACCAUGAUGUUCGAUUGCCUGCCAAUUUGUUAUAUAAAUACUUGAACAAAGCAGCUGAAUUUUACAUCAACUAUGUCACUCGAUCCACACAGUUGGAAAAUCAGCAUCAAGGUGCACAAGAUACAUCUGAUUUAAUGUCGCCCAGCAAACGUAACUCUCAGAAGUACAUAAUAGAAGGACUGACUGAGAAAUCAUCCCAGAUUGUAGACCCUUGGGAAAGGUUGUUUAAGAUUCUCAAUGUUGUUGGAAUGAGAUGCGAAUGGCAGGUGGAUAAAGGGAGACGAAGCUGCAGUGACAUACUGCACCGGAUGAAGGAGCUCUGCAGGUACAUGAGCAGCUUCGACAGUGAGGCUCACGCCAACUAUAAAAACCAAGUGCUGUACUCCACGAUGCUGGUCUUCUUCAAGAGUGCGUUCCAGUACAUCAGCAGCAUACAGCCAUCUCUCUUCCAAGGUCCUAACGCCCCGAGCCAGGUCCCACUGGUUCUUCUGGAAGAUGUGGCCAAUGUGUAUGGUGAUGUAGAAGUUGAUCGCAGUAAGCACAUACACAAGAAGAGGAAACUAGCUGAGGGGAGAGAAAAAACCAUGCAGAGCUCAGAUGAUGAAGACUGUUCAGCAAAAGGAAGAAACCGGCACAUUAUUGUCAGUAAAGCUGAGCUCAGCAACUCCAUCGAAGUGCUGGAGAGCUUCAAACUGGCCAGGGAGAGCUGGGAGCUGCUCUACUCCCUGGAAUUCCUCGACAAAGAAUUUACAAGAAUUUGUUUGGCUUGGAAGACUGACACCUGGCUGUGGCUAAGAAUCUUCCUCACAGAUAUGAUCAUCUACCAGGGUCAAUAUAAGAAGGCGAUAGCCAGUCUGCAUCACUUAGCAGCUCUCCAAGGAUCCCUUUCACAGCCACAGAUCUCAGGACAGGGGACUUUAGAACACCAGAGGGCACUCAUCCAGCUGGCCACCUGUCACUUUGCACUGGGGGAGUACAGAAUGACAUGUGAGAAAGUCCUGGACCUGAUGUGCUACAUGGUACUACCCAUACAGGAUGGGGGGAAACCACAAGAAGAGCCCUCCAAAGUGAAGCCCAAGUUUAGAAAAGGUUUGGAUCUGAAGCUUCUGCCCUGUACCAGUAAGGCUCUUAUGCCGUACUGCCUGCACUUGAUGCUAGCGUGCUUUAAGCUGAGAGCUUUUACAGACAACAGAGAUGACAUGGCAUUGGGCCAUGUGAUUGUACUGCUCCAGCAGGAGUGGCCACGGGGAGAGAACCUUUUCCUGAAAGCCAUCAGUAAGAUUUGCCAGCAAGGAAACUUCCAGUAUGAGAACUUCUUCAGCUAUGUGACAAACAUUGACAUGCUGGAGGAAUUUGCUUACUUGCGAACCCAGGAAGGAGGGAAGAUCCAUCUGGAAUUACUCCCAAACCAAGGCAUGCUCAUCAACCAUUGCAGACCUUUUGGGUGGUCCCUCCAGAUGAGUGGCAGAGAUGUUGUGAGCAGUGUACCUCUCCUCCCCUUGGGGCCUUCUAGCCCUCCCAUGGGGUUACUGCAGCAGGAAUUCUUACCUGUGCUUCAGCCCAGCAUACAGACUGCUGACAGGUACCAAGUGGAAAACACCUGCUCAUAGUGUGCUGUUUGUCAACAUGUUUUCCCGCCCAUGGUUUCAGCUCUUUGUCCCUCGGUGCUCUUUUUCAUGCUUUAUUUAUUUGUUUUUUAUUUGUUUUCUGCAUUCCUUGGCAAACCAUCUGGUUGUAAAUAUUGUAACAUUUUUUAAUUUUUUUUUCCAUGAGUUGCCAGUGUGUUUGUGUUGGAUUUAAAAAUCAUUAUGGAUCUGGGGGAGGAAAACAAGUUUGCUAAAACUGCAAUAGAUUAAGUGACUAUUAGAGGAAGUGCUAAGCUGUGAUUCUGUUUUGAUAAAAUUCAAGAUUUGGGUCAUGACUAUUUAAAUACGUUGACAUACAUGUACCACAAGUAAACUUUUAUUGUGGAUUUCCAUCUUAACGAUCAGCACUUUUUGCUCUAAAUAGACAUUCACACAGCUUCCUCUGCCUUAAAGCAGGCUGCUUUGUUUUAGACCUUAGCUUUCUGAAUUGACAAUAUUUAAUAAGUGAAAAUGAUACCAUCUUCAUUAGCUAGAUUCUCCUGUUCUUAAACUGUAAGCUGUCUAUAGUCAUGUGCCACUUAACACUAGGGAUACACCUGUCACGCACUGUGCUAUUGCAUGGACAUCAUAGUGUGUGUGCAUUUACUCAAACCUAGCUGCUGGGUACCCAGGCUAUCGGGGACUAAUGCGGUCCCUCAUUUGAGGGAGGGGGGUGGGCAUGACUGUAAUUGGCAUCCUCCAGACUUGCAUAGAGGCUCUGGAGCAUAUGCAGUUGAGUUGUACAUCUGUUAAUGUAUAGAAACAAUCCUCUGACAAGCAGUGUCAAGACAUUUAGUUGUGUCUUUGGUAGUAUUAGGGGAGAAUUUGUUCUCUGAACUAUGGCCUCCAGUUGCACAUCAUUUGUACUUGGUCCAGUUUUGGGGACCCAGAAUAGAAGUAUCUCAAGGCAACAGGAUCCAGACCCUCAGCCUCACUGACUCCUGACUGAGUUAAGUGACGGUGCAGAACCGUGUUUCCUCAUGCCCCUGCUGUCUUCCUAUAAAGCCCUUUUAAGUGGCUGUGGGCUGUUGCAGUGUUGAGUUUUCACUAGUCUAAACAGAACAUUGUUUACUGCUGCACUGCACUGUUGUGACUCCUGAUUGCUUUCUACACAAGCAUGUGUUUUAAAAACAGAAGCAUUUAGGGUGAUAGCCACGGCCUCUGUUUUCUCACUACAUAAAAACCUUGUGACUUGGAGGAGAGUUAGGAGAUUUGGGGAGGGGAACAGAGGUGCAUUUUGUUUGUCUAAAACUGUUACACGACCAAACUAGCAGCCAAAACCCCUCUGUUUGUGGUUGAGUCCACUGAGUUUUGCUGGACUUUUCUUUUCCUCUGUUCAUUUUGUUGUCCUUACUUUAUGGGAUUCUGUUUGUCCUUUCCCAUCCUAACGCACGGCUCUUGGGGCACAGUUAGAUACCUCUUGGCUUUUGCUCCCACUAACCCACCCACAGACAAGCAAGCACCUAGAGAACUCUACUCUUCGUAGAACCUCACAGACAGUGAUUGUACCUUUGCAGCCUGUGACACAGUUCUAUCUCAGGGUCCCAGGCAGGUCCCCCUGCUUUCUCUACAGUAGUCUAGCUGAGAGCUGGACAUAGCUCUCAAGGAUCUGCUCUGUACUGGCUCCAUGGGGAUAGGCCUGACUCAGGACUCCAGCAGCUGUGUUGAAGCCUGAGCUUUUCUGGAGCAAGGGCCUGGCAGAGAGCUCCUUGGUGGCUAGGACAUGCUGGGUCCCUCUUGUUACCAUGGCCUUUCUGGGGUCUGUGGCCUGGUCUCCAGUCUGGUGAGCACCCCAAGGCACUGAAUUGUGUGAGCUUCAGGAGUUCAGAGGUGAAGCAGGUAACAUCUCACUGACCAUUGGCUGUGUAAAAUGACCCAGUCUAGGGCAGGAAAGAUGUCUGCCUAGUAUUGAGACGGAGAAGAUUGGGCAGGAGUGGUUAUCUGCUUGCAGCUUUUCUUUUUAAAUUUGGUUUAAAUGUGUGACUACACCUAGUUGUGAGGCAGGUUGAUUCCUACCCAGGUAACACUAGCCUAUGCUGCAACUUCUAACC
This is a messenger RNA of Cricetulus griseus (Chinese hamster), 4312 nucleotides long. The record is from RefSeq and is a predicted model, not a curated record. Lineage: Eukaryota; Metazoa; Chordata; Mammalia; Rodentia; Cricetidae.